This is a messenger RNA of Pediculus humanus corporis (human body louse), 726 nucleotides long. RefSeq lists its product as uncharacterized. The coding region runs from base 1 to 726 and encodes 241 amino acids. The transcript is spliced from 6 exons. The record is from RefSeq and is a predicted model, not a curated record. Lineage: Eukaryota; Metazoa; Arthropoda; Insecta; Psocodea; Pediculidae.
AUGGAGCCUUGUAUUUUAACAAUGUCCGAUGAUUUAACAAAAAUUUUCCGACCGCCGGUUAAAUGUGAAAUUUGUCGUGGUGUUAAAAAAAUUGAAAAAGUUUCAAAUUUAUCACCGGAUGUAUUCGAAGAAAGGUAUGCUUACACUGGAAAACCCGUCGUCAUAGUCGACGGCAUGAAAAAUUGGACGGCGCAAAACGUUUUCGAUUUUGAAUUUUUUAAAAAAAUAUACACGGAAAGAAUGGGAGAAUGGAGUCAACACAAUUGUCAAUUUUUCCCAUAUAAAACGGAAUUUAAACAUUUGGGACAAGUUUUUAACAUGAGUAAAGAAAGAGCGUAUCUUUUAAAAGGUACCGAACCUUGGUACGUCGGAUGGAGUAAUUGCGAUAAUGAAAUAAAUCAAAUAUUAAGACGCCAUUAUGAAAAACCAUAUUUUCUACCGGAAACGGCGGAAACUAAAAAACUCGAUUGGAUAUUUAUGGGUAGCACCGGUUACGGUGCUCCAAUGCACGUUGAUAAUGUCGAACAUCCAUCUUGGCAAGCGCAAUUAAAAGGGAAAAAAAAAUGGGAAUUGCAACCCCCUCCAGAAUGUUAUUACGAAUGUGAUAGCGUUCAAGUCGUCGUGGAACCUGGAGAAAUAAUUGUUUUGGAUACAAAUCUUUGGUAUCACAGUACGAAAAUUGUUUCCAAUGACAUGAGCGUAACCAUCGGUGCUGAAUAUGAUUAA